GUUUGCUUCCGCUCCUUUUGUUAGCGUCAAGGCUCAACGGCUAACCUCGCCCGUGCAUUUUAUUAGACUCUGAUCAUUGACACUGCCUAGCUAUACUGAUACGAAUCAUCCGAACAGUCAAUGGUAUUUAAGCUUCAGCGCCCAGAUUUUCCUCCCGACAACAACAGCCAACAUGUCUCUAACCAAAGCGAGCAUCGCUCUGGGUGCGAUUCCAGCAUAUCUAAUCUACAAGAUCCUCCGCGGGAUGUUCUCUCCCGCACAUGCGCUUCCAGGCCCCGAAUCUCCCAGCUGGUUCUGGGGCAACUUGAAACAGAUUAUGGAUGACAACGAUUCCGGGCUCGUCGAGCGCUGGGUUAAGAAACACGGCCGCACGAUGAAGUGGAACACUUUCCUGGGCGGAGCUCUGAUGUUCACAACCGAUCCCAAGGCUAUCCGACACUUUUACUCACAUCCGGACAUCUAUCAGAAACCGGAAUCCGUACGCUUCAGUUUAUCGAGGGUGGUGGGACCGGGUGUUUUGGUCACGGACGGGGACGCACAUCGAAAACAACGGAAGAUCAUGCUCCGAGACGCGUGGGUUUCGCAAGUCAAUACGGCAUCAACGGAUGGAGUUGAAGUUGAAGUUCUCUCGUGGCUAGGGAAAGCAGCGCUGGAUAUAAUCGGGCUUGCCGGCUUCAACCACGAUAUCGGAUCGCUUCAUAGCGCCUCGGAAGAAUCAUUGAGCCCAUCAAAUGAGCUUGUCAGCAUCCUCAACAAUAGCGUCACAGCGAACUCCCAGAUUACUCUCGGUCGCUUUUUGCAAAUUAGGUAUCCCGCUCUCAGACCAUUUCUCGAGUAUCUGGACAAAGGCUUGCUCGCCAAUCAAAGAAAAAUGAAUUGCGUUGGCCGUGCACUGCUGAACGACGCAAAAGCAGAGCUUUCUGAUUCUGGACACGACACGAGGAAGGAUUUACUUUCGCUUUUAGUUAAGGCAAAUACCAGCAAGGAUGUGGCCGAAAAGGACAAGAUGAGCGAGGAAGAGGUGAUCGCGCAGGUUCCUACAUUUCUGGUCGCCGGUCACGAAACCACGAGUACCGCCGUAGCCUGGGCCCUGCUCUCCCUCUCGCAACACCCGCACGUGCAGGCAAGACUGCGUCAAGAAGCUCUUGCGGUCUCCACAGAUCAACCAUCUAUGGACGAGCUGAACGGUCUUCCGUACCUGGACUGUGUAGUCCGCGAAACAUUGCGAUUGCACUCACCCGUUCCCAAUACAAAUCGUCUUGCCGAACAAGAUGAUGUUGUCCCUCUGGAAACUCCUUAUAAAGACCGGUACGGCAAGGUCCACAAUGUGCUGCACAUCAAGAAAGGACAGGCGGUCAUACUGCCCAUACUCGCCCCGAACCGAGAUUCUGAGAUCUGGGGCCCGGAUGCGAUGGAAUUCGUUCCUGAGCGGUGGGGAAAUCGGAAAGCAGGACUACAAUCUCCGUUGGCAGGCGUUUGGGGCGAUAUGUUGACCUUCCUUGGCGGAUCCCACAGCUGCAUUGGGUUCCGAUUUGCUUUGAUCGAGAUGAAAGCGAUGAUUUUCACGCUCAUACGGACUUUCGAAUUCGACCUCGCUGUUUUAGCAGAAGAAAUGGGGCAGAGGGCAAACAUGAUUGUGAUGCAGCCAGUCGAGUUGAAAGGUGGGGACGGUGGGAAUCGGUGUCCCUUGAAGAUCCGCCUAUGUGAAGGAUAAAUUGGAAGAUUUUUAAAUAGGUAUCGGAACAUUUCCCCACUCGUAAUAUACUCCUUUCAUCCACAGCACCGUCCAAUCAAGAACAGAAUCGGCGUUAUCAUCAACAACAACCACGCAAACAGCGU
Molecule: messenger RNA, 1839 nt
Organism: Mycena citricolor
Lineage: Eukaryota; Fungi; Basidiomycota; Agaricomycetes; Agaricales; Mycenaceae
Source: the annotation of a GenBank genome assembly